Messenger RNA from Epithele typhae, 2217 nucleotides. Its product is annotated as glycoside hydrolase. Gene Ontology annotation, biological process: glucan catabolic process. The transcript is spliced from 7 exons. The coding region runs from base 1 to 2217 and encodes 738 amino acids. NCBI's taxonomy places the organism in Eukaryota, Fungi, Basidiomycota, Agaricomycetes, Polyporales, Epitheliaceae. Gene Ontology annotation, cellular component: extracellular region; cell surface. Gene Ontology annotation, molecular function: beta-glucosidase activity. The record is from RefSeq and is a predicted model, not a curated record.
AUGGCCUCCGCGCCCCGGGACGAUCCUUAUACUGCCUUUCCCUACUCCGGGCCUCCGUCCUCAGGCCACGGCUCCGGCGCUCCCGCCACUCCCAUCCCCGAGCAGAUGAAUAUCGGAGCCGAGACGCCAGGCACGCCCGCCACUCCGUACACCAACCCGUUCUCGACUCCGGCACAGAACUCGUACGCUGGUCUUCCAACCGACUCUCCUCGGCUCUCCCGCCCAUUCCUCCCCGACGGCAAUCGCAACUCAACCGUGGAGGGCACCGCGCUCGUCUCAGAGAAGCCGUAUGCACCGUCCAGGCCCCGGCGAACUCUCAAGAAGUGGCUCCUCAUCGGUGGAGCUGCGGCCAUUGCCAUCUUCCUCGCCGUCUUCCUUCCCCUCUUUUUCUUGGUCAUCAGGAAGUCUUCCGGUUCUUCCGGCAGCGGCGGCAACUCUGGCUCGAACCCCGGUCCCUCGUCCAACCCGGAGUCGCCAACAGGCGCCACGAGCGGCACGGACGGUUCCGUCAUUGAGAUGGCCGACGGCACGACAUUCACCUACACCAACCCCUUCGGCGGUGUCUGGGUGUCCGACCCGACGAACCCGUUCAACAACAGCGCGCGCGCGCAGUCGUUUACGCCCGCGCUGAAUGAGCCGUGGGACUACACCAAGGACCAGAUUCGCGGCGUGAACCUCGGAGGAUGGCUCGUCGUCGAGCCGUUCAUCGUCCCCGCUCUGUUCGAGAAGUACCAGAACUCAACGCCGAGCGUCGCGCUUCCGGGGGGGCUUGUUGUCGACGAGUGGAGCCUCAGCGUCGCGAUGCUGAACGACACCAGCGACGGUGGUGGCAUCCAACAGAUGGAGGAGCAUUACAAAACGUUCAUCACCGAGCAGGACUUCGCGCAGAUCGCCGGUGCCGGUCUCAACUGGAUCCGUCUCCCUGUGCCGUAUUGGGCAAUUGAGACAUGGCCGGGCGAGCCCUUCCUCGCGAAGGCGGCGUGGAAAUACGUGCUGAAUGCGUUCGAAUGGGCGCGCAAGUACGGCCUGCGCAUCUACCUCGAGCUGCACACCGCACCAGGCUCCCAGAACGGCUACAACCACUCCGGCCGCCUCGGGCCCGUCAACAUGCUGAACGGCUAUAUGGGCAUCGCGAACGCACAGCGUACGAUGGACUACAUCCGGUAUAUCGCCGAGUUCAUCACCCAGGAGGAGUACGAAGACGUGGUGCCUAUGUUUGGCGUCCUCAACGAGCCUCUUUUGGGCAUCAUCGGGCGGGACCAGCUGACGCGAUUCUAUCUGCAAGCCCACGACAUGAUACGCGAGAUGACCGGCAUCGGCAAGGGCGCGUACAUCGUCAUUCAUGACGGCUUUCAGGGCACGGGCUCGUGGGCCGACUUCUUGCCUGGAUCAGACCGCAUUAUCCUCGACACGCACCCUUACGUGGCGUUUGGCGGCGACUUCAACCAUCCGCUCGAUUUCUGGCCGCAGACGGGCUGCAUUGCGUUCAACAGCAACGCGUCACAGGCCACGUUCGGCCUCACGCUGUCGGGCGAGUUCAGCGGCGCGAUCAACGACUGCGGGAAGUGGGUGAUCAACAUCGGCCAGAACCCGUCCGCGACCGACUGUGAUGUGUGGAACGACUGGGCGAACUGGACGGCCGACAUGAAGACGGGCAUCAAGAACUUCGUCAUGUCCCAGAUGGACGGCAUGCACCAGCCUGGCUACUUCUUCUGGACGUGGAAGGUCGGCAACUCGUCCGUCACGGGCAAGGUCGAGGCGCCAUUCUGGUCGUACCAGCUCGGUCUCGAGAACGGCUGGAUCCCGACCGACCCGCGCGAAGCGCUCGGGCUCUGCGAGUCGCUCGGGUUCGCGCAGAACGCGCCCAUCGGGACCUACCAGCCGUGGCAGACGGGCGGGUCCGGGGCGGGCACGAUCGCGGCGACCGCGCGCGCGUCGUUCUCGCAGUACCCGCCCCCGGCGAUCUCGAACGUGAACGGGGCGGACGUGGCGCAGCUGCCGGUGUUCACCGCGACGAGCGCGGUGCCGACGCUGCCCGCCCCGCAGUUCUCCGCGGCGACGACGAGCGGCGGGGACGGCUGGGCGGACGCGGCGGACACGAGCCUCGCGGCGGCGCCGAUCGCGGGGUGCGCUUAUCCGAACGCGUGGGGACCCCAGCCGGGCUCGACCGCGGCCGUGUGCGGGGGCGCGGCGCCGACGCCGCCGCCGUCCAAGUGA